AUCGCGACGCGCUAAAUGUAUAUAUAGUAAACAGAUCGCAAGCCGAAAUAUAACUCUAUUGGUCGCAACUGUUUAUAUAACCAUGUAGACGGGCAUUGUGAAAUAUAGCUCUUUAUCAAUUGCUUUGCCAGUUCAGACCUCUGGCCGGAGUUCUUCACGUUGACAUGGACGCGUGUCUGUUGUUUGUGACUUUGGUGGUUAUGAGUGUUCCGACGUCCUUGGCGUCAGGUCCAUUUGGCGACGCAUUUGCGUGGGGAGUCGCCACUUCCGCUUUCCAAACGGAAGGGGCAUGGAACGUCAAAGGAAAGGGUUGGAGUGUCUGGGACAAGUUUGCGUUCGAUCGUCACGGUGACACGGGAGAAAACACGUGCGACACGUACUACCGCGUUGACGAAGACAUCGACCGAUUAAAGGGAUUAGGGGUUACACACUACUCAUUCUCGAUCUCAUGGGCUCGGAUCUUCCCAAAUGGACGCGCGGCCAGUCGGAAUCAAGACGGAAUCCAGCACUACCAAGAUUUAACCCGGAAGCUCGUCGAGCACGGAAUCAAGCCAGUGGCGACCCUCUACCACUUCGACCUGCCACAAGACCUUGAGGCUGACGGGGGUUGGAAGAACCCGGCUACUGCGGACUCUUUUGUAGACUAUGCUAGAAUCAUGUUCGAGACUCUCGGUGAUAAAGUGAAGUACUGGGUGACAAUUUACGACCCGUACAGCGUUGCUUAUAUUGGUUACGGUAAUGGCUCGUACGCCCCAGGCGGCAGGGACUUAGAGAACGCUCCCUAUACGGUUGCCAAGAACCUUAUCAGGGCCCAUGCAAGGGUCUACGCGAUGUACAACUCUGACUACAAAGCCGUACAGAAAGGCAGCGUCGGUAUUGUUCUUGGCUCCGACGUGUUCUUGCCUGCAACUCAGUCGAGAGCGGAUGUGGAAGCCACGGAGCGAGCACGUGACUUCACGAUUGGCUGGUUUGCCGAGCCGUUGCUAGGUUCCGGGGAUUAUCCAAGCGCCAUGACUCAGGGUACCGGAACUCGCCUGCCUCAGUUCACAGCAGAAGAAAUAACUCAAAAUAGUGGUACCCUGGACUUUUUGGGCGUAGCGAUAGGCGAGGCGGUGAGAGUGAGUAAGCCUCAAUCUCCAUUGACAACGGGCUACCCUCAGGAUCGCGGGGCAGAGUUCGGGGAACGCUCAAGCCCAUCACAAGCGGCCCUGCACGAUUUUCUCAAGAUUCUCAAGUCUACUUACCGAAGCCCGGACAUGUACGUGUUCGACCAGGGCUAUGCUGACUGCGGGACCCUGUACGACCAAGCAAGGAUCGAUCACUUGAAGGAAUUCAUCAGGGGAAUGAGAGUGGCAAUCGAGUCCGACCACGUUACCGUGAGCGGGUUCUUCACACAGUUCAUGGACAGCUACGACUGGCUUGACGGCUUCCGGACAAAGCGCGGGCUCCUCCACGUGGAGUUCGACCGGAAGGACCGCCUCGACAAGGCCUCCGCUAGGUACUUUCGGCACGCGAUCCAGCACAACGGCCAGGAGUUCGAUUACCCGCCUUCGUUUAUCCCUGAUGUAAUUCUAGAGAAAGACGAGUUUUUGAACGCCACUUUCCCGCCGGGAUUCCACUGGGGCGUGGCAACUGCCGCGUAUCAAAUUGAGGGCGCGUGGAACGAAUCCGGAAAGGGCGAGAGUAUCUGGGACAAGUUCGCCCAUGACAGCCGACUUGCCAACAGGGACACGGGGGAUGUAGCGUGCGACAGCUACCACAAGUACCAGGAGGACGUCAGGAUGGUCAAGAGUCUCGGGGUGUCCCACUACCGGUUCUCUAUCGCGUGGAGCCGCCUUCUUCCUGACGGCCGGAGCAGCUCCCUAAAUGCGGCAGCAGUCCGGUACUACAACGACCUGAUCAACGAGCUGCACGCAAACGCCAUCACGCCCAUGGUGACGCUGUACCACUGGGACCUGCCACAGGCGCUACAGGAAAUAGGAGGCUGGGAGAAUGACACCAUCAUAGAUUACUUUAACGACUACGCUAAAACGUGUUUCGAGCACUUUGGCGACAGGGUUCCUCUAUGGAUUACGUUCAACGAGGCGUUUGUCGUAUCGUGGCUGGGCUACGGAAUAGGCGUGUUUGCCCCAGGGGUGUCCAAGCCGGGUGACGGGGUGUACCGCGUGGCCCACAACAUCAUCCGGUCCCACGUGAAAGCCUAUCGCACAUACGACAAGACGUAUAGGUCGCGUUAUCAUGGCAAGGUGGGUAUAACUCUGGACUGCGACUGGAAGGAGCCUAUCACCACGGAAGCCAUGGACAGGUACGCUGCGGAACGCGCGCUCCAGUUCAAACUGGGCUGGUUCGCAAACCCCAUUUACGGCAACGGCGACUACCCGGCCGUCAUGCGCUCGACCUUGGACCGGAAGAGCCAACAGGAGGGCCGAACGGAGUCGCGGCUUCCAAGGUUCACAGAGGAAGAAAAAAGAAUGAAUAGAGGCGCCAACGACUUCUUCGGUUUGAACCACUACACUACCCAGUACGUCCGCCACAACAGAGACGACCGGCGCAGCCACUAUGAGGGUGACCAGGACCUGUACACCAAGGUGGAUGAUUGCUGGCCAGGGUCACGAUCAGACUGGCUGAAGGUCAAUCCAUGGGGUCUGCGCAGGUUGCUGCGGUGGGUGCGUGAUCGUUAUGGUAACCCGCCCAUCUACGUCACAGAGAACGGGAUAUCAGACGACGGUUCGCUGGAUGACCAGAACCGUAUUGACUUCUACAGGGCAUACACCAACGAAAUGCUCAAAGCAAUCCUCCGCGAUGGCUGUAACGUGAAGGGUUAUAUGGCUUGGUCGCUCAUGGACAACCUCGAGUGGACCAGUGGCUACACGCAGAAAUUCGGCAUAUACCAAGUGGACUUCAACUCUCCCAACCGGACACGAACGCCAAAGAAAUCUGCAGCAUUCUUUAGGCGACUGGCGACAACCAACGGAUACAACUAGAUUUAGAUUACCAUUUCCAUUGAUAGCAUUCAGUGUAUACUAAUAAUUUUGCAUUGUAUUUUUGAUUUAAUGAUACAAAUGGAUGGUAUUGCGAAUAUGGAUUAUGUGAAUGCUUUUGCAGUCACUGGAGUGAAAAAAACGUUUGAAAACGUUAAUAAACUUAAAAUGAUGAGAAGACUUCGUAAUGAAUGCGAACGUAAGAUUGUUUACAAAAUAAAGGUUGUUUUUCUUAA
Dreissena polymorpha is the source of this 3217-nucleotide messenger RNA. Its product is annotated as lactase/phlorizin hydrolase-like. NCBI's taxonomy places the organism in Eukaryota, Metazoa, Mollusca, Bivalvia, Myida, Dreissenidae. Gene Ontology annotation, biological process: carbohydrate metabolic process. Gene Ontology annotation, molecular function: beta-glucosidase activity. Bases 165 to 2984 code for a protein of 939 amino acids. The transcript has 16 exons. The record is from RefSeq and is a predicted model, not a curated record.